Coregonus clupeaformis (lake whitefish) is the source of this 3202-nucleotide messenger RNA. RefSeq names its product meteorin-like. NCBI's taxonomy places the organism in Eukaryota, Metazoa, Chordata, Actinopteri, Salmoniformes, Salmonidae. The record is from RefSeq and is a predicted model, not a curated record. The coding region runs from base 241 to 1149 and encodes 302 amino acids. Gene Ontology annotation, biological process: glial cell differentiation; positive regulation of axonogenesis. The transcript is spliced from 4 exons. Gene Ontology annotation, molecular function: hormone activity.
UCUCUUUAUGCACUACGAUCAGGGAGUCAGAAUAGAAGUAGGGACACUCCUUUAAAAGUGUAGCUGGAACUAUAUUUUCAGCAAGAAGAGGAGGCUACCGCGCUAUGGAGGUUGCCAAGAACAGCCAAAGACAAUUUGCUUAGAUAGGGGAUAGUGGAGAUUCCCAUGUGUAAAGGUUGAAGGGACUGCAUCUUUGGAACAUUUACGUUUUUCUCAAAGUCGUAGCAGCUACUGAAGGAAAUGGCUAUUUCUUGGAUUUACAAAGUUUGGAUCCUACUCUUACCCAUUGACAGCACUCUGUCCAGUUAUUCCGAUGACCAAUGCAGCUGGAGAGGGAGUGGUCUGUCCCAACAGCAAGGCAGUGUGGAGCAGAUCUCUCUCCACUGUUCUGAGGGUGCUCUGGACUGGCUCUAUCCUAAGGGGGCGCUCCGCCUCACCCUGUCCCCCAGGUUGCCCUCUGCAGUGGUGGGGCCCGGGGGAAGCAGCUCGGGCCUGAUCACGGCCUGCGUCAAGCCCUCAGAGCACUUCCACGGGGCCCAGCUCUACUUGGAGAGAGACGGGGUCCUGGAGCUCCUGGUAGGGGAUCGUCUGGAGGAGUCUCCCCCGCCCCGGGUGCGCUGCUUCAGCCGCCUGCCCGGCGAGAAGGUGGCCCUCUUCCUCCAGGCCACGCCCCAUCAGGACAUCAGCCGCCGCAUUGCAUCUUUCCGCUACGAGCUGCGAGGGGAUUGGACGGUGCACCUGUCACUCGACUCGAACCCCGUCAGCAGUAAUGAAGGUGCCUGCAGACCCUGUAACAACACAGAGCUCCUUAUGGCCGUCUGCACCAGUGACUUUGUGGUGCGUGGUAACAUCAAGGCGGUGGAUGAGGACAGUGAGCUACGGGCGGCGGUAAUCAAGGUCAGCGCCACCCGAGUAUUUCGCCAGAAAUAUGCCCUGUUCACCGGGACAGGCCGUCUGACCAUCUCAGGCGAGAUCAGGACCCUGCUGCAGUGCGGUGUCCGGCCCGGGGCAGGAAGCUUCCUCUUCACCGGCCGAGUACACUUUGGCGAGUCAUGGCUGGGCUGCGCGCCCCGCUACAAGGACUUCCUCCAGGCCUACACUCAGGCCAAGUUGGCCCAGCAGCUACCCUGUGAACUGGCUGUGGACUGAGCAGAACCACCCCAAAUCUCGGCUGACUACUCCCCUGAAAUAGGGCUUGCCUCACAAGACAGCCUUAACUCGAUCAGCCUGUCCUCUUGUUUGCCAAACCUCACAGUGAAAGGUGAAGAAGAUGGAAGCCUACCCGAUGGUGUAACUGUGGGCCAAUCCUGCCAUGAAGGUCCUGUUGGAUGCAGUCUUCCCCAAAGGACUGAGGAGUUGGGCAUGGACAUUCGUAGCAACAUUCCCAGUGCAAUAUGCAGUCCUGUGGAGAUAUGAAGGACACUGUGGACUAGAUGAGAUUAAAUCAUUUGGCACUGGACAAAUGUUCCAGAUGCCAAAAUGCUUAUUCGGAAUUCUCAGAAGAGCUUUCUGUAAGAACAAGCAACAAUUUGUCAGGCAUGGAUUCAGAGCUAUUGAGUGUGACUUUGUCUUUUAAACUCAGGAAAAUAUGUGAAAAACUCUGUGGUGAAGUUAGUCUGUUUAGUAGUUACACAAUUGCUAUCCCAGUGUUUAACCACAAGGCUGUGGUGUUCUUCUAUGGUAGUCUUCAAAAUGGCCAUUCAUUUUCUUCAAUGUUUUGACAAGUUUGGGAAAUCUACAAUUUUGUGUCCAAGAUUUCCGCACAAAUGUGUAGCUGAAACAAACAAUGGUGGACUAUUCUCAGUGUUACGAUUCUUUAUUGGAGAUUAGGGAGGGGCUUUAUUUUUUCAAUAUUUUAUUUUUUUAAAUCGUAAUUUGCACUGAUAAGGGAAAGGGAAUGAUCUGGAAAAUCUGAUGCUGCAAGCACUGAAAACCAAAUGAAAAGCUGAUUAUGUAGCGUAGAAGAGGCGUAAUCAGAACUUAAUAUAUGUACAGCUAUUGCUAGCGCAUGUUAGUGCUAGGCUAGGGCUGGCGCAUGUUAGUGCUAGGCUAGGGUUGGCGCAUGUUAGCGCUAGGCUAGGGCUGGCGCAUGUUAGCACUAGGGUUAGCACAUAUUAGCUCUAGGCUAGGGCUAGCACAUGUUAGUGCUAGGCUAGGGCUAGCACAUGUUAGCACUAGGCUAGGGCUAGUGUAGAAGGUUCGAAGCUCGCUUCUCUCUAGUGCUGAAAGCACUUUCACGAUAUUAGUCAAGUCUGAGAUCAUUUUUCUCUAAGUACCCACAGGAUAAUUCUGCCUUUUAGAACCCUGCAUACAUAUUUAUAUGCUGAUUUGAUUUUAAUUUGAAACCUUUUUUUCGAGUUGAACAUAAUAAUUUUGCAGCAGUGUUUCCCAUUACAGCCAUUUUGUAGCUAUUCAUACCCAUUUUCCACAUUAAAAAAUGUACCAACUGUAAGCCUAAGAAAAGCUGUCUACAAAAAGCUGCAAAAUUCUACCAAAACUGAUGUCUUGAUAAUGAAUUGCUAUAAGGCCUACUGGCCCAGAUUUAUGUCAUAGUUUGAAGUUCAAUAACAACUGUAUUAAUGGGAGUUUGGCAGGAAAUUGUUUAAGUUUGUGGGACUACAACUGUUGACAACUGCAAUAUUCCCCUUAGUAAAAGUCCAAUGGGAUAUGUCUCAAAGCUGGCAGAAAGAGUUGCAGUAGCUACCUAGUUUUCACAAGCAUGUGUCCGAAAUGUUGAUAGCCAUGUUGAGCCGUGAAAACCUCAAACAAUUUAGUCCAAAUAUCAAUACUGAAUUCUUCAAGCAAUAUUCAAUGUAUUUGCGUAAUACUCUUUCAACCAGCUUUGGGGUUAGCAGUAAGUAUCUCUGGACUAUUUUACGAGGGGGACAAAACAUGUCAAUGGCAAUUCUGGCCAGUCAAAAGAUGUCACGUCUUAUGUGCACUAAUCGAUUAAACGGUUAAUAUCAAAUUAACAUGAUGUGCUGGAGUGGUAUGUAAAAAAGAAAUGCGCAGUACUGCCAUGUUUGCUGAUAUUGUCAAUUAUUUCUAUGUGAGUGUGAUUUUGUGUUCAUACCAAUGUUAAUAUGUAAAUAAGAACAUCUAGAAACAAAAAACUACUUAUGGAGGGGGAAAAAACAUUGGUUCAUUAUUGUGGAGUGUUUAUAUGUGGUCUGUAACAUAAAGUCUGAAAAGCUCAUUCGAA